AUGACUUUGGCCAAUGACUUCUGCCUAUGGAGGUCACAUAAAUGUCCAGGAAAGCUGGGACCGGAUGGUGGCUAUGGAGAGCUGGGACUGGAUGGUGGCUAUGGAGAUCUGGGAUUGAGUGGUGGCUAUGGAGAGCUGGGAUUAAAUGGUGGCUAUGGAGAGCUGGGACUGGAUGGUGGCUAUGAAGAGCUGGGACUGGAUAGUGGCUAUGAAGAGCUGGGACUGGAUGGUGGCUAUGAAGAGCUGGGACUGGAUAGUGGCUAUGGAGAGCUGGGACCGGAUGGUGGCUAUGGAGAGCUGGGACUGGAUGGUGGCUAUGGAGAGCUGGGAUUGAAUGGUGGCUAUGGAGAGCUGGGACUGGAUGGUGGCUAUGGAGAGCUGGGACUGGAUGGUGGCUAUGGAGAGCUGGGACUGGAUGGUGGCUAG
This is a messenger RNA of Mastomys coucha (southern multimammate mouse), 426 nucleotides long. RefSeq names its product glycine-rich protein 3-like. The transcript has a single exon. The record is from RefSeq and is a predicted model, not a curated record. The coding region runs from base 1 to 426 and encodes 141 amino acids. NCBI's taxonomy places the organism in Eukaryota, Metazoa, Chordata, Mammalia, Rodentia, Muridae.